AUGUCCCUUUUCCCUUACCCGACACCCUUCCUCCCUUUUUCCACUCCAACCCCCCCCGUGUUCGCACAAUGUGUGGCCCGCGACCAGGUAGAGAGAUGGAACCGCCGCGAUCAGAAGCUGCUGGAGGCCGUGCAGCGGGGGGACGUGGGACGCGUGGCGGCGCUGGCCUCGAGGAAGUCGGCCCGACCCACCAAGCUGAACUCGAGCGGCCAGUCCUCGUUUCAUCUGGCAGCCGCCAAAGGCCUGACAGAAAGUCUGACUAUCCUGCUCGCAAACGGGGCUGACAUCAACAGCAAGAACGAGGACGGAAGCACCGCUCUGCACUUGGCCACCAUCUCCUGUCAGCCACAAUGUGUCAAAGUCCUGCUGCAGCACGGUGCCAAUGAAGAUGCCGUGGAUGCCGAGAAUCGCAGUCCGCUGCACUGGGCAGCCUCCUCUGGCUGUGCCUCAAGUGUUCUCCUGCUGUGUGACCACGAAGCCUUCCUGAACGUCCCAGACAAUGACGGACGUACACCCCUGAUGAUUGCAUCUCUGGGUGGCCACGCGGCUAUCUGCUCACAGCUCCUGCAGAGAGGUGCCCAAGUUAAUGUCACAGACAAGGAUACCAAGUCAGCUCUGAUCCUGGCAUGUGAGAAAGGCAGCGCUGAGGUGGCCGAACUGCUCCUGAGCCAUGGAGCAGACGCAGGGGCAGUGGACAGCCAGGGGCACGACGCUCUGCAUUACGCUCUGCACACAGAAGACAGGGAGCUGUGGAGGCUGCUUCGGCAGGCCCUGCAACGGCAGGGGCGGCAGGGAGGUCAGGGGCUUGUUCAACAUCCAGAUCAUGCCUCCCAGGCCCCUCCAUCUGACCCUCCCGUGGGUUCUCCACCCAAGAGCCCAUGGAGAGCGGAGCCCGAGGAAGAGGAGGAGGAAGAUCCAGGCUCGGAGGAGUGGAGAUGGAAGUAUGAGGAGGAGCAGAGGAAGGUUUCUCAGUUGGAACGGGAGCUGGUGCGAAAGACAGAAGAGAGUGAGGCUCAGGCUGCGGCCUACCUGGGCCUGGAGAACGGGGUUCGAGAGCAGGUGCGGGAGCUGGGGCUCCUCCUGUCCCAACAGCCUGGAGCGCCAGGAGGGCAGGGCUCUAGUCUGCGGCCUGGAGGGGACGGCAUGGAGCGGGGCUGUCCCUUGGGGCUGCUGGCUGAGCGCGUUCAGGAGCUGAAGCAGCAGCAGCAGGCCGCAGCCAACCCACUGUCAGCUUCUAAGAAGGCCGAGGAUUCAGCCUCGGGGGAGGUCCAGUAUGAAGCCGGCGGAGGGGCUCAACCAGAAGAACGGGGCCCCCUCCAGAGCCCAAGGUCCAAGACCACUGGGAAAGCCACAGGACAGCAGCUGGCCCCCAGUGGUGGACAGGCCCUCGGCCCUGAUCCUACCGACCAGCCACGUGCGGGCCAGCAAGAGAGGCCGCAGGCCCCAGGGGCUCACCCGCCGGGCACCAUCGAUGUGAACCAGCUCCUGCUACAGUUGAGGGAGGAGCUGGCUGAGGUGUGGCGAGACAAGGACGCUGCCCGAGGGGCUCUGUCAAGACCGGUCCUGGAGGGGGCUCUGGGGACACCCCGGGCCGAGGCCGCGGCGGCCGCCUGGGAGAAGAUGGAGGCCAGGCUGGAGCAGGUGCUGGUGAGGCUGGAUCGCGCAAAGGCCGGCCUGCCGGUGAAGCCCGAGGCCCCCGCCCAGGAGCCCAGAGGGGGAGCCCCGCAGGCGGCCACCCCCGAAGAGAACGAAGCCGGGCAGCAAAGAGCUCCUGGGGCCCGGGGAGAACCUCUAGGGGCCUCCGGAAGGGGACAGGUGCCGGGAGGAGGUCUGGCCAAGGGGCAGCUGGAGAAGGAGGUGGCAGCGCUGAGGCUGAGCAAUAGUAACCUGCUGGGGGAGCUGGGGGAGCUGGGGCAAGAGAGGCAGCGGCUGCAGGGGGAGCUGCAGGCCCUGAGCCGGCGGCUCCAGCGGGAUUUCGUCCCCAAGCCGGAGGCGCAGGACCAGCUGCAGCAGUUGCGGCGGAGCGUGGGGCUGCUGACGGACGAACUGGCCAUGGAGAAGGAGGCCACCGAGAAGCUGCGGCAGCGCCUGGCCUCCCAGAGCAGCGGCCUCCGGGGGCUGUGGGACUACCUGCCGCCCGAGCUGGUGGGCGAGGGCGGUGCGGGCCGCACGGCGGCCGAGCCCCUGGAGGAGCUGCGGGCCUGCAUCGGCGCCCUGGCCGCCGGGCACCGCGAGGCCCAGGCCGCGCUGGCUCGGCUGGAGGAGGAAAACCGGCGGCUGCGCGGGGCCCCCGGCCCCCACGGGCAGCCAGGCGCCUUCUCCCACGCCCCCGUCUCCCCCGAGGUGGCCGCUCUGGAGCAGGACCUGGGGAAGCUGGAGGAAGAGCUGCGGGCCGUCCAGGCCACGAUGAGCGGCAAGAGCCAGGAGAUCGGGACGCUGAAGAAGCUGCUGUACCAGGCGACCGAGGAGGUGGCCGAGCUGCGGGCCCGCGAGGCCGCCAGCCUGCGGCAGCACGAGAAGACGCGGGGCUCGCUGGUGGCCCAGGCGCAGGCGUGGGGCCAGGAGCUGAAGGCCGUGCUGGAGAAGUACAACGCGGCGUGCCGGGACCUGGGCCGGCUGCGCGAGGCCGCGGCCGACGAGCGGCGGCGCGGCGCGGAGCUGGCGGCGCGGGCCGCGGAGCAGGAGCGCCAGGCCGCCGCCGCGUGCGAGCGCUCGCAGCAGUUCGAGAAGACGGCCCAGGUGCUCAGAGACAAGGUGGAGCACCUCAUCGGGGCCUGCCGGGACAAGGAGGCCAAGAUCAAGGAAUUGUUGAAGAAGCUGGAGCAACUGUCAGAGGAGGUCUUGGCAGUGCGGGGGGAGAACGCUCGCCUUGCCCUGCAGCUGCAGGAUUCCCAGAAGAACCAGGAAGAGAUCAUCUCUGCCUAUAGGAAGCACCUGCUAAAUGCUGCUCAGGGUUACAUGCAGCAAGAUGUGUAUGAUAUCCUACUGCGGAUCCUCAGCACACGGGAGGGGUGAGGCAGCUGCUGCCCGGAGGGGUGUGUGAUGUCCCCCAAUUUCUCCCUGGCUAUUCUCUGCUAUGACUCUCUACUGGAAAAAAAUAUUGCUCCAAAUGCAUCCGCCAAUGGGUCAAGGCCCCCAAUUUGAAAAACAGCACUCUGUGAAAAUGGAGGUCGACGCUCUUUCUCUUUCUCAAAUCUGUCUCUCAUCUCUUCUUCUCUAUCUUGUGAUUCCUGCAUCCGCUAUAUUUUUUUUUAAGGAGGAGAGAUUGAGAGACCUGGAUUUUUUUCCUUCAAGAUGUAGACUCUAAAAUAUUUGAUGGGGUGUCAAACCAGGCAUCUGGAGCUGAGGCACAGGGGCUCACACGGUCCAUGUUCUUUGCCCAGGUACAAAGAGGGGUGAAAAGUCUGAUUCCGGGGAAAGGGAUACACAGAGCUGACUUCUUCCCUCCAGUUCCGUUCUCCGAUUGAAAAAAAAUGUAUCUGUCUUGGCCACUUCCCAUGGGUCUCCUCCCCUUCCUGUCCCUCCACCAGCCAGACUGCUAGGUGUGAGAGAGGCAGCAAGUUCCUCAUGGAUCUGGAACUGCGGUGUGGAUCCUUCCUUGGUCCUUCUGCAGGCCAGCCCCCUGCUGGGUUAUGCUGGGUGGGAGGCCACUGUUUGGCAGUAA
This is a messenger RNA of Hyaena hyaena (striped hyena), 3664 nucleotides long. It is a transcript of the gene ANKRD35, whose product is annotated as ankyrin repeat domain 35. Lineage: Eukaryota; Metazoa; Chordata; Mammalia; Carnivora; Hyaenidae. Gene Ontology annotation, molecular function: actin binding. The record is from RefSeq and is a predicted model, not a curated record.